Molecule: messenger RNA, 885 nt
Organism: Symbiodinium necroappetens
Lineage: Eukaryota; Dinophyceae; Suessiales; Symbiodiniaceae
Source: the annotation of a GenBank genome assembly
GUUGCGGGAAUCCUAGCGGAUGCCAUCGGCUGCAGCACGUAUGAAGAAAUUGUGGCGCAGAUUGUUACAAAGCCUGGCUUCGCGCGGGUAAAGGAGGACCUGGGGGAGAAGAUGGAUCUCACCUACUGGGUGUGUGCCUUCUCUGUGAAUCAGCAUGCCAGCAUUUGUGGAGGCUUCGGAAGAGAGCCUCCACCAUACACCUUCGAGUGGAAAGCGUGGCAUGCGAAGACCUGUGACUCCGUCACUGGGGAGCCGUUCACACCUUGCACGUGCAAGAUGGAGAAGAUCUUCUGCCACGAGGACAAUGAGGAUCCAAGGUGUGAGCUCAACAAGUUUGAUGACAUGAUGCAUCAUAUCUACGUGGAGGAAAGAGUCGCAGGCUUCGGCCAGUUGAUCGUCGUAGACAAUCACUUUGAGGUGCUGUACAGGGCAUGGUGCGUGGCGGAGAUUGUGGAAGCCAACGUGCUGCAGAUUCCCUCACGAAUAGAGGUGCCCUCGCAAGAAGCAGUUGACCGCAAUUACGACAGACUUGCUCUAUUGGACGUUCGUGAUUGCUCUGCUUCAUCGCCACGUGACAAAGCCAUGAUUUUGUCCAAGAUCGCCGACGUUGCUGCGUUCAAUGAACGAUUGCUGGACCUCGUUUUCAGCAGUGAGACGGGGCUGUUUUCAAAGUGGGUUGAUGGUCAAGAACGUUCACGACAAGUCGGGAGGAUCCUGAGGCGAUGUUCACUUGGGCUGCAUGACGAAGUUCAGCCGCCUGUCCGUUCUUACGGCUGCUGUCCGGUCGGCCCAGUGGUGGUGGGUGCUCUUCGACGUCACCAUGACUCCGACUCUGACGAUGCGACCUCUGAGGAGGAGUCGGCAACCGACACAGCUUCAGUUUAG